ACCACGCGAGUUCCUGAUCCAGGCGCUGGAAAGGGUGAAGGCUGGAAAAGGAGCAGAGGGGGAGUACCCGUACCUGAUGGACGAGGCCAACCUGGCCGCCAUGUUCAGCCUGCUGGAUGUCGUAGGCCAAGGCCACAUAACGCCGGCACAGUACAGAGAAGCUCUUAAAACUUUGGGACUGAGCACUGAAGGUCUGCAGUUUGGAGAUGAUGUGAAUAUCACACUGGAUGUAUUCAAGGAAGAAGUGUAA
Molecule: messenger RNA, 250 nt
Organism: Tauraco erythrolophus (red-crested turaco)
Lineage: Eukaryota; Metazoa; Chordata; Aves; Musophagiformes; Musophagidae
Source: RefSeq, a predicted model, not a curated record